GCGCUCAGGACUGCGGUGGAAACGGGGAAUGAGGGUGGUUUGUUGCGUAAGCCGAUUAGAGCAUCACGGCAGUCACUCCUAGUCCGUGCAGGCAGGAGGAAGGAGAUGCGUGGGCGGUGUACGGGCAGACCACGUUGAUGCUCCGCGAAAGGUGGAUUGGGAGGUUGAGCAGCGUGCAAGCCGAACAGUCAGGCAGAGACACAUUAAAAUCGCAUAAAAUAUGCAGACGCAUCCCUCGCUCUCUUCCAUCGCUGUUCCCCCCUUCCAUCGUACGUCCCAUAGUAUAGUACCAUGUUCCCGAACUGCUUCUACGAAAGCACUCGCUUACAUCCGCAUUUCGCGUACGCGAAAAGCUUACUCCGACCCAUCUCCUUUACCCUCUCCCCAACCCCUUUAUCCUUUUUUCUUCAUCAUUCUUUUUCUCUUCAAGACGCGCAUCGUCCUUUCCCCAGACAAGAAUAACGUUUAUUCGCAUUACAUGCAAAAUUGUCAUCCUCUUAAUGAUCGUACGACAACGAUCAACGACGUCCGAAUGAAUUUUUAGCAUCUACGUGCACACAUAAUCCUCGUCUUCAGAAAAUAAUGAAACGAUCGAUUCUUUUAUUUCGACGUAUUGAACGAGCGUAGGAAUUUCACGAGAAACCGAUGACGUAUCGACGAAUCAAACAAGAUAGCUAUGCGCCGCGCUGUUACUUCGCUAUUAUGUGGCGUUAUCAAUGUUAUCGAUGUGCGCCCGAUAGCGAAUGAACGCGCGUCGUUUGAUUUAAUUCGACGCUCGAUAGUAAAUCGCCAACUUGUUUGUCGUUGGCGCUUACCAAAAUAAAAAGGAAUAAAAAACAAAACAGUACUUUUAAAUAUUUCUCGUACAUCGCGUUUUAUGUUCGCACGUUCGGCCCGAACAUUCUGCGGAGAUUAGCCGAGGCAGUGUGCAACACGUAGGAAAACGUUUUACGUCGUAUCAAAUAAUUAUUGGAAAUCCGUAUCGAUUGACCUCCAUCCUCACGGCCCAAUACGCACAUUUUACAUACACAUACAUCGGGCAUAUUAGUUCGAAUAAUAUUUGCGGAUAAUAAUGGACUAUUGUACCACCUGUUUUCGUUCGUACGCUGGAAUGAUUACGCGAGAUAAGCUAUACGCCGAUGCCGAAUUAAUCCGACCGAAUCAAUGUCUGAACGUUUCGACCGCUACCUUCCAUUUUUUUUUUUAAUCUCACUAUUAUUUUUCAUAAAGGUCGAGUUAGUUCUAAUUAAUUCUAAUUAAUGAAAUUCUAAACGCGCCUCGGACACUAACGAUCAUCCACACUCGAACAAAUCCAUUUCUUUUUCUUUUUUAUUUCCAUCCACUUCUUUUUUUUUGCUGUACCUCUGAUAAUAAUUGUCAAUGAUUGCGUCGAUUGUCGAGCUGUCGAGUUAUUCUUCGAGCGUGGGGAGUGGGACAACGUCUUGAGUGCAUCUCAACAGCCUCUCGUCCAAUUACAGCGUGAUUGUCCGACCUUCGUAGAUCCCACAGGGGUGCGGAUUAACUAACGGAAUCGGCUGAUCUUCGUGCACGUAUAGCCUCACACGCGAGCACGCGACCUUCACGGACGAGUGACAUACAUGAGCGAUAUUAACGUAGGCCCAUCAUAAGCGAGGAAUUAUUUAUGAAGAUUAAUCGAUCACGGACUCGAUAUAUCUAUAAUUAAGAAGAUCAACGGAUUAGGCAUCUAAACGUCGCGCGGAAAAGAAAUUUGGAAAAUAAUUAAGGAUAAAUAUAUAGGUGUAUCUCAUCUAUAUAGGUGUAUAUCACUUUGGUAUAUAUAUCGAAAGGAUAAAGCGCGAGUAAUUCGAAUCCGUAAAUGCCUAUCCAUAUAAAGAAAAAUAAUCGAUCGAGCAAAAAAGGUGGGUAGAGUACGAGAGGAGGUAGUAGACACGAAGCGUAGCGACAGCGUGAGAGAACAACGACGUGGAACGUUGCGUUAUAUGGGGAGCCGGGUGUACAAUUAAAGGUAUCGAAUGCAACCGUAUAAUUGCACCUUAUCUUACGGUUCAGGCACGACCCCUCAAUCUCUUUCGCUCUGUUUCUCUCUCUCUCUCUCUCUCUCGCUUUUUCUCUUAUACACACGGACACACACUCGUCUUCUCUCUCUCUCUCUCUCUCUCUCUCUCGGUUCUCUUUUUUCCUCGCGAAGAACCGCUCCAGUUUAUUUUUCCAGGUAAUGCUUGAUCUGAAAUUCAUGAAAUAUCAUGUAUCAUAGCGUACGCGAACGGGUUCGAUUUAUAUUUCCAAUAAAGAUGGAAUUUUCCGUUUGUAGCCCUACGCGUAUCGGGUUGAAAAGCGGAAAGAAGAGUAUAAUUUAAACGCGUAGUCUGUAGGAUUUCGUAAACAUUUCGAUGAAAUAUUAGACGAGAAAACGAACCCAGCUCGCACAGCUGGUAGGCAGCGUCUGCCCGCGUCUACCCACGUCUGCCCGUUUCGCGAGGGGCGUCGGGUGUUUAAACGAGCACGCGCCCGAACACGAAAGAGGGGAGGAUAAGUUAACCGACCAAUAGGAAUAGAGAUAGCAGUUAGCUCCCGGGCGGAGCAUAGGGAUAUACGAGACGUGGCACGAGCGUCCUUCUGUCAAACGGCGUCCGAUCGCCGAGGUAGAGGGUCGUGUCGUUCCCGUUUAAAUAGGUGGACUUUACGAAAAGAUCGACAGGUUGCCGAGACAGAUAGUUCGUUCCAUCGUCGUUGGGAUAUUGGAAAUCAUGGAGAAAACGAAGCUGCUCGAAUCACGAGGAAGAAGCACGUCGUAAAAAAUUCAUCAAGAUAGAAACGAGAGAAUAUUCGAGGGAGGGAGGGGGAGAGAGAGAGAGAAUUUUGUGAAGGAAAAGGAAAAGCGCAUUUUUAAAAUGCUACACAGUACUUUGCCUCGAGCGUUUCUCGCUCCUGGACUCAACUAUUUUGGUUAUUACGGGGAGGAAGUUCACCAUCCGUAUGCGGCACCAGCAACGAGCUGGCACAUUCCAACGGACAACACAACGAGCACGUACGGCAGAAUCGCCGAACAGCAUCAGACUGUACUCCGCGGUUGGGAAUCUUCGAGGCCAUCCACACCUUGCCCAUUGGAUUUGUCCCUUAAAGCACCGGCUACGCCCAGCACACCAAGGACCACCGAAGAUGCUAUCGAGGUAGACGACGAGGAAGAUAGGAGAAUUCGCGAGGAGGCUCAAAGACGAGCGGAAAACCAAAGAUAUCGAGCGGACAGCGAGAGUGUCGAUCCUCUGUUGAUCGAAGACACAGAGAACGAACCUCAGCGUAGCUCGUCCGCGCACAGUCAGCGCAGCUACGACAGACAUUUGUCGGUAAAAGAAAGCGGCUUGCACAUUCAAGAAGCAUUCGAGAAGGCUCGCUUUCCAGACGAGACCAACCGUGGCUUGCCGCCUCCUUAUCCGAGCAAUGACGCUAUCCAAAAGUAUCAUCAAUUACAAAAUCAAAAGCUAUUACUGAACAGUCCGACUCGAUUGCAAUCGAUGCAGUCUUACCACCAGCAGCUUCUCUUAACUCCACAGCAUCAUCACUUCCAAACUAUACACGCACCGAUGACCCCACCGAGCACACCCUCGCCACCGCAAUGUCCAAGAAGGAAGACCAGGGAGGAAGACGUCUCCUCGCCUUCGAGUUCUAUCGUCAAUGUUAACGUUACGCCUCGACAAAACCUAUCCUCCGAUAAACCUACCCCAAGACCAAAGAAGAAGCACGCCAGAAGAUUAAAAUUCGACGAGGAUACGAGCAGCCCUGUUUCUGGAACGGUAAUAUUAGGUCCGGAUGAGGCAGUGGUCACCGGCGACAUUGAUCCGGCCUUCAACAUCGUCGAAGUCACCGAAGAGGCACGUGCCGAAUUGGCCAAGAUUGAAAAUCGACUGGGACCGUAUCAGUGCAAGCUCUGCAGGCAACUCCACGAGGAUGCUUUUCAGUUGGCCCAACACAGGUGCUCGAGAAUAGCUCACGUCGAAUACAAGUGCCCAGAGUGCGACAAGAGAUUCUCUUGUCCGGCUAAUCUUGCCUCCCAUCGACGCUGGCACAAGCCGAGAUUACCGAACGGAGAAUCGAUCGCUGGCACUUCGAAUUCAUCCGUGGCCACUACCAUGACCACCGAGAUACCUUGCACCAGAUGCGACGCAAAGUUUAACCGACAGGCUGCUUUAAGAAAACACAUGGUCAAUCAGCAUCCUGAAAACGCUCUUAACGGCAACGGCAACGGCAACGGCAACGGCAACGGCAACGGCAACAGUGACAGCAACGGCAACAGCAACAGCAACGGCAAUAGCAAUAGCAACAGCAACAGCAACAGCAACAGCAAUAACAACAAUACUAAAAACAUCACGCUCGAUGAUGCAGAAGCUGCAAAAUUGGACAGUAGCCAGCUCGGUGUACACACUCUUCCGAGCAAUGCGAUGCCCUGACACCAGUUUCCUGCUCGACCCCUACCUCGACGACCCGGAUUUUAUUGGAGAUACGGCCUUGAUUUGUAAGACUCCUACUACUUCGUACUAUUACUUUGUACUAAUUCGUAGUACACACUUCGUUUUACUACUUGGUAUUACUUGACGCCCCUCGAAAGGAUUUCCCCUUUUAGGUUAUCGAAAGUGAGUAAUUUUCGAAUACGUGAGUACACAAUCAAAAUCCUCCAAUUCGAUUUAUCAAUUUAUUAUUAUUUCACGUUUAAUGGGCGGUUAUAGAUAAGGGCUAAAAUAUAUCCUAAGUAGAAGAACGAAAAGGAGAAAAAAGAUUAAAAAACAAAAACCAAAAAAAAAAACAAAAAGGAACAAAAAAGAAAACAAAAAAAAACAAAAAAAAACAAAAAAAAAAACAAAAAAAAAACAAAGAAAGAAAAAAGGAAAGAAAAGAAAGAAAUGGCAAAGAAAGCGAUCACUCGCGAAGUGAUGGGAUAAACGGCGUUCGUUAUUUCACAGAGGCAGAGAAAGAGAAAGUAUUAUUUUAUUAGAUAAAUGUGCGCUGGUAAAACGUAAGGACUCGGGAUAUAUAAGACGGGCGCAAGGAACGUGUCAGCUUGAGUUUGUAAAUUUCUGUAAAAGUGGAAAUUGAUCCUGGGUGGAUUUUGUCCGAUGUAAAUGUGUAGAUAGUGACGGUAGGUCAGGUUAUAGGGUGUACAUAGGCGAGGAGUAUGCGUAUCAAGCGUCAAGAUCUCGAUUCGUGUUGAGCGUAAAAUUCUUCGCUCGCUUCGGUCUAGUUACGAUAAUAUUCAAUCGCACGUAUUAGCUUAAAGUACUCGUUUUAAGAUAUCCAAUAUAUACAUCGGUCCAGGGGAUGCGAUCGACGUAUCACUGUCAUACAGCUAAAUAUCAAAGAUAGUUAAGGUUGAAUCAAACGACGUCUAGUCACGAGACGGUACUCUAGUCGUGCUUCGUUUUACAAGCUUACCGUUAAGUACAUAUUACGAAGUGUAUUACAUUUAGGUGGACGCGACUUUUCGAAAAGUAUUUACAUACGAAUACGAUUCUAGUCAAGUGUUUUUUCGUAGAAAUCAUUAUUAUUGAUUGGAUACGCGUUUCUAGUCAAAAAUUUUACAAAUCUUUUAACCCUUUCGCUCCAAAGAGCGCACGUGUCAUAACGCGUUUUCGAAGAAAGGUUCUUCACGAAAAAUUAAGUAUCAAUCAUCUCUCUUUGUACUUCUUACGUUUGUACAUUAUCGUCUGACUCUCUGUAAUUAAAUUUAAAAACUAUUACAUACCUAUGUGCUGAUUGAAAAUAUAAUAUUUCUAACAGAGUAUAAUCGCCCGUGUAAAAUAGGUUACGCGUUACUUUCUGAAAAGUAAUUUGGAUUAUGUAAGAAAAUAAACUUCAUUAAAAAAGUUUAUUAUACGUAUAUCCUUCUCGAGUCGUCGGCUACCCACCAAUAAAAGUUAACAGCGAUAAAAUUCUCAGAAAAAGCGUGCCAAUGCGAAGGGGUUAAGUAUGAACGAACCAAGUUGCUAACCGAAUAUCUGAAACGUCAAAAUGAAAACGUCAAAAAUGUGAAUUUUUUGAAAUUGAUAUUACUAGGAUAUUCCGAGUUGAAGUUGUGCGAUAGCAAAAUUUCGUAUUCUAUAGAUUUUAGUGUAACGCAGAAGCUCUGCAUUCGUGAUACUCGUAACGCACAUAUUCGAAGCGAAAUGUUUCAUCGUUAACUUUUCGUUUUAUCUUGCGUUAUAUUCUUCGUUCUACUGUCAUUUAGAAUGAAAGAGUAUUUUAUAGUAGAAAAUAUAUAUGUAAAUUUCUUCUUAUCUCAACAGUUUUAUGAUAAAAACUUCAUUCUCGAGAGAAGAGAGAUCUCUCAAAAGCCAAGAUACGAAAGUAUAUAAGUAACGUUGAUAGAAAUGUUAAACGUCUAGCGAACAUAUUUGAGUAAAGCGACAAAGUGGGAAUCACACAACUACGUACAGCUUCAGAUCAAAAUGCACAUCCGCAUUUCUGUCCGCGUUUAUCUGUACGUUUAUCUGUAUUACGUGCUUAAAAGUUUAAACGAAGUAUUUAAACUUUUUCAAGACCGAUCGAUGGAUUCCUCUUUUUUAAGAAUCAAAGUAGUAAGAAUCAAAGCGAAUGCGACGUGAAUGUAAUUAUUGUAUAAGUAAAUAUCAUCCUCGUAGAUAUAAGAAAUAUGUAUAAGAACAAAAAAAAAAAAAGGAAAAGAAGUGGAAGAAAAAUUUAACCACUUGUUGAUGUAACAACUUUGGUCUUGUUAGAAUAGGGCUUAUAAUUACACAAGGAAGUGCCCGUUUUUUUUUCUUUUUUUUUUCGGGAAGAAUGCAAUUUUAAUUUACGUCUCCGUAAUAUAAGCUCGUUUGAUUAAAGUCAUUAAAGUCUUUUAUGAAAGACCGCGAUCUAGUCUCUGCGUUACCACCUGCAAUACAAGUAAGCAUUUUUAUCGCUAUCUACAAAAGAAAAAAAUUUAGUCACUACAUAAUUGCAUGCGAUACCAAAUAAAUGACGACUAAAACUAUUGUACGUACGCGAUGUAUGUAUAAAUGUAUAAUAACUCGAUUAUUUAUGUGUAUCUCGCUUUAGCUAUAUUCUAACGAUAGAACGCGGAUAAUAAAUAACUUGAGAAAGAAUAAAUCUUCUGCAAGCAUUGAUCAUAUAGGUACGUGUAUUAAUUUUGUGCGUGCGUGCGUGCGCGCGCGCGUGUGUAUGUGUGUGUGCGUACGUAUAUAUAUACACACACAUACCAUAUAUACAGACAUAUAUAUAUAACACAUAUAUGUAUAUGUAUAUAUAUAUAUAUAUACAUAUAUAAAGGUUUUUGGUUUUCUUAAAUAUACGAUACAGAGAUU
Vespula vulgaris is the source of this 7295-nucleotide messenger RNA. RefSeq names its product zinc finger protein 8-like. Gene Ontology annotation, molecular function: DNA-binding transcription repressor activity, RNA polymerase II-specific; RNA polymerase II cis-regulatory region sequence-specific DNA binding. NCBI's taxonomy places the organism in Eukaryota, Metazoa, Arthropoda, Insecta, Hymenoptera, Vespidae. Gene Ontology annotation, biological process: neuron differentiation; negative regulation of transcription by RNA polymerase II; regulation of cell cycle process. Gene Ontology annotation, cellular component: transcription repressor complex; nucleus. The record is from RefSeq and is a predicted model, not a curated record. Bases 2874 to 4427 code for a protein of 517 amino acids. The transcript has a single exon.